CCUAGAUAAAGCUUUUGUAUGUGGUUUUGAUUUAAAAUGCACAUACUUUCGUGUCUGUAAUCGCAAACUUUUAUAAUAACAUGAGAAGUCUGGAGUGUUGAAAAUUCUGAAGAAAAAAGCCCCACUAAAUACUCGAUUGUUCGUAUAUAUCAAUGAAUUCCGACUCCUUCGUUACCAGCAGGAAAUUUUAAUCAACGUAAGCAUGGAGGACAAACACGUACAGACAGAAGGUGUUUUAUAUCCUAAUUUGACAACAGAGAGAAUGCUUAUAUUGGACAUGCAGCAAAAGAUGAAUCAGUUAACUCAUUUUAUGUACGAAUCGGCUCAUGAACACAGACAGAACUAUGCUGCCAUCAACGCCCAACUCCAUAUGAUCAAUGAGAGACUGCGAUCGUCCGAUUCUAUGACUGGAAGUUCAAGCAGUGUCUCCUCGAACAUUAAAAUGAAAAAAGAACUGCUAAGAUGCAUUAGCAAAGAUAAACUGAAAAAACAAGAAGGGAAUGACGAUUUAAGUGGAAGUGAAACUAUUCACAGGGAUUGUUUGCUGGAAAAACUGCAAGAUAUGGUGAAGGACAUGGAUGUGGUCAAUACUAAUCUAAUGGACGAACUACUUGAUAUAGAGUGCUUGACACAAGAUGAAGCUUCCGAUAUAACACAUACUGGUUCAAGGAAAGACCAAAUACGUAAACUAAUCGUUCUUUUUGCAAGAAGAGGGAGGGGAAAUUUCGUAAAAUUUCUGGAAGUUAUUGGUCGAGAACACCAAUUUCCUCACAUUGCAAGGGAACUUCGAGAAAUCUAUGUCCAGAAGAUAACAGAAGGUAGAUCUUCCGAGUGUCUUCUUUGCGUGAUCAAGCGUGAUGUCGACAUUCGAGACAUUGUAGACCAGCUAUGCAAUCACAAAGUUGUGGACAUCGAAUUCCUGGACUUGCUGGUCUCAACUAAAUCUGGAAAUCAAAACAGUCUUUGGGAGAUUAUAUUCUCAAACAUAGAUAAAUCAGCCAAUAGAAAACAGCAUAUCUGUUACCUGCAGGAAGCACUUUCUAAAAAGUAUGAACGCCUGGCGUCGAAAUUGGGAUUAUCCAUUCCACCUCAACUUGGAAACCAUAUAUGUUCAGCAUCUCGUAGUUUUAACGCAUCUUGGCGGAGCGUAGGGUCCAUUGAAAGCAGCAUUGGUGACGGAAGCACUACUUCAGAGGUUCCGAGAAAAUCGGAUUCUGAAGAACUGACGAAGUAUUUGCCUCCAGUACCAAAUGCCACCAACAUUCCCCACUGCAUUUCUUGGUUAAAUAGUAUAGACCCUUCGUCAUCGGACAAUUCAAGCACAACUGACGACGUUGAGCACAGUCUUGUCUCUCCUGUGAGUGGAGACAGUGGCGUAGAGUCGGGUGAAAACGGCCAAAAAAGUGAAGCAAAAGAAAACAAUAGCAAUACAUGAUAUAGAUCUGAGUGCUCUGCAUUUUCAACAAAUCUGUAUGAAUUUUUUCCCUCUGAUUAUGUAGUGAAAUCCACGAUCUACAGUGGUUUGCAACUCGCAUGAUAGUGAGCAUGUAGGAUACUCUAUCCUUUCUCUAGUUGUGAUGAUUGAAGGAAUUGUGCGAUGAAUAAGGAGGAGAUGAUAUUGACAGGUUCAGAGUAUAUAUCACCGUGCAAA
Messenger RNA from Magallana angulata, 1651 nucleotides. RefSeq lists its product as uncharacterized. The coding region runs from base 203 to 1435 and encodes 410 amino acids. Gene Ontology annotation, biological process: regulation of apoptotic process. The transcript has 3 exons. The record is from RefSeq and is a predicted model, not a curated record. NCBI's taxonomy places the organism in Eukaryota, Metazoa, Mollusca, Bivalvia, Ostreida, Ostreidae.